GCCGCGCGUCCUCGGUAUUUAAUGUGUCUGUGUUCCCCUGGCCCGGCCGAGCACGUGGGGGAGCGGUCAGAACGCUGCGCUGAGGGGCCGCGCGGUAGAGGCGGGGGCCGGGGGGCCGGGGGGCGGCGGCGGCGGCGGCGGCGGCGCGAGGACUCUGCACCCUGACGGGGGCCGAGCAGCGGUGUAAUUACUCCACGCCUCCAGGAUGACGAUCCAGUUCCGUUCACUCUUCCCCCUGGCCCUGCCUGGAGUGCUGGCGCUCCUCGGCUGGUGGUGGUUUUUCUCCCGUAAGAAAGAGCCCCUCGACAGCCACGACAGAGCAGCGGAGGCCGGUGCGGUGGCGCUGCGGGCCGGCCCUGCGGCCCAGGAGGCGCUCCCAGCGGAAGACUCGCGGCCUGGAGCAGCCAGCCCGCCGCCUGAGAGGGAGCUGUGCGGUGGCGGCAGGCCCUCGCCGGAGCCGCCGGCCCUGUUGCGGGCACACCCAGCCUGCCGGAGGUCCGAGUCCUCGGGCGGCCUUCCGAACCCCGCAGACACGAGACUCCGCCCGGGAUCGCGCAAGGAGGUGGAGCUCGCCCUCGCGGGCGAUGAAGCCAAGGUUGUCCCUCUAGAGUGUCCCCUGCCAGCCCCCAAGGGCCUUCCGUUCCCCCACGAGGCAGUCGAGGUGUGUAAGCGAGAGGCCGUGCUGGGCCGGCCGGAGGGACGGGGCCGCCGGGGUCAGCCUGCAGCCCCCGCGGAAAAGCCGGCCCCUGAAGAGAAGGCCCGGGAGACAGGGGGCGCCGAAGGCACGGGGGACGCGGUGCUGGGAGAGAACGUGCUGGAGGAAGGGCCGGCAGCCUGGGAGCCAGCCCCCGAGUUAGAGUUACAGAGCGGCCGGGCGGCCGGAGCGGGAGAGAAGGGCCCGGGCCGCCCGCUGGACGAGGCCGUGGUGGAGGCGGCGCCCGAGGAGACGCUGGCGCCGCGGGGCCUGGCGGGCCAAGCCUGGGAUGGAGCCUUUCCCCAGGAGCAAGGCGGGGAGGAGACCUGGGACAGAAGCGAGGAGACCUGGGACAGAAGCGAGAAGAUCGAGCAGGCUGCCUUCCAGAUCAUCUCCAAAGUGAUCCUGGAGGCCACCGAGGAGGUGCUGGCCACCACCAUGGGCAGGAUCGCGGGCCGGGUGUAUCAGGCCUCAGCCACCCAGCCCCAAGGGCUGAAGAAGGAGAGCUGUGCCCCCGCCAGCCAGAAAACCCCUCUGGGCCUGGAGGCCUCGGAGCCUACCCUGGCUGCGGUGGAGGCGGCAGGGGGUCUGGGGGACACAGCCCUCCCCUCCGCAGAGCCUCCAGAAGGGGACCUGCCAGCGCCAAAGACCUACGUGAGCUGCCUGAGCAGUCCUCUGUCCAGCCCCACCAAGGACAGGAAGCCAAAGAACUCUGCACACCACAUCUCCCUGGCCCCCUGCCCUCUGCCGGCUGCCCCCCUCCGCGAGUUGCUGGACGAGGCAAGCGGCCCUGGGGAAGAGGCCACCCGUGUCCCCUGCGUGUCUGACUGCGGCCAGGCUGUCCCCUGUGGGGCGGCCUCUGGGCAGUGCUCAGAUUCCGCCAGCACCUCGGGGCUUGAAGACUGUUGUCCGGAGACCGCCCCCAGCCCCAGGGGCGAGGCCGACACCCCACUGCUGCCCGAAAGUACUGUGCCCGUCAGCAAUGGGGUGCUGAAGGGGGAGCUGUCAGACUUGGGGACUGAGGACGGAUGGACCGUGGACGUGGAAGCAGACCAUUCGGGAGGUUCAGACGGGAACAGCAUGGACUCGGUGGACAGCUGCUGUGGCCUCAGGAAGCCUGAUGGUUUCCAGAAUGCCCAGGCAGGCUCCAAUCCCAAGAAGGUCGACCUGAUCAUCUGGGAGAUCGAGGUGCCAAAGCACCUGGUUGGUCGGCUGAUUGGCAAGCAGGGACGCUACGUGAGUUUUCUCAAGCAGACAUCUGGUGCCAAGAUCUACAUCUCCACCCUGCCUUACACCCAGAACAUCCAGGUCUGCCACAUCGAAGGCUCUCAGCAUCAUGUGGACAAGGCGCUGAACUUGAUUGGCAAGAAGUUCAAAGAACUGAACCUCACCAACAUUUACGCUCCCCCGCUGCCUUCGCUGGCACUGCCUUCUCUUCCAAUGACUUCCUGGCUCAUGCUCCCGGACGGCGUCACCGUGGAGGUGAUCGUGGUCAACCAGGUCAAUGCCGGGCACCUGUUCGUGCAGCAGCACACACACCCCACCUUCCACGCGCUGCGCAGCCUGGACCAGCAGAUGUACCUCUGCUACUCUCAGCCUGGCAUCCCCACCUUGCCCACCCCGGUGGAGAUAACAGUCAUCUGCGCUGCCCCUGGCGUGGACGGGGCCUGGUGGCGAGCCCAGGUGGUGGCCGCCUACGAGGACACCAACGAGGUCGAGAUUCGCUACGUCGACUACGGUGGCUACAAGAGGGUGAAGGUAGACGUGCUGCGGCAGAUCCGGUCUGACUUUGUGACCCUGCCGUUCCAGGGAGCGGAGGUGCUUCUGGACAGCGUGAUGCCCCUGUCAGACGAUGACCACUUCUCCCCCGAGGCGGACGCGGCUAUGAGCGAGAUGACGGGGAACACAGCGCUGCUGGCUCAGGUGACGAGUUACAGCCCAACCGGCCUUCCUCUGAUUCAACUGUGGAGCGUGGUUGGAGAUGAAGUGGUGUUGAUAAACCGGUCGCUGGUGGAGCGAGGACUCGCUCAGUGGGUGGACAGCUGCUACUCAAGCCUCUGACCCGCUCCACACCGCCUCUGGAGUCUGUUUUGCACUGUUGAAAUUGGGCUUGGCACUCAAGGCAAAGACUUUACAGCAGAAUUACAAACACUUGUCUCCAGAGACUCCUUUCGUUCCGUACUGUAGUCAUGUUGAGCUGUUUCCGUCUCUGAGAUGAGGGAAUUGUGGGUUCUUUUCAAAGCCAUCAGAUGGCGUGUAUCAAGCCAGUAGGCUUAACCUGGUUCCAAGCUGUUUAUAAAACAAACAAAAACAAUGAAAGGAAAACUGCCUCAGCUCGGUUGUCCUGCCCUUCCCCCCAUUCCCUUCCUCCCUUCUUCCUGCCUCUAUAUUUCCUCCCAAACCCAAACCCCUGUAAGCAGACAGGCCAAGGGAUGUGUUGUUGCUUUUGGGGAAGGGAUUCUUUUACCUUCGGGUCUUUCUUCAGGGAGCAAGACAUGAACUGACUGAUGGGCGUCAAUCGCUUGUAUAGCUUACAAAUGAAUUUAUGAUUGUUUAACCAUUUUUUAUGAACUCCAUCUAGGUCUCUUAAGAAGACAGACUUUUUAAUGCAUCUGUAAAUACAGAGCAAUCGUACCUCCGGCCUCAGUCAGUGAUAGAGGAGGGGGGGAACUUAUCUUGCCAAGCCUGGUUGUAAUUUGUAACCAUUUUCUAUUUGUGCAAACUCUGUAAAUAUGUUUAAAAAAAAUGUAAUUAUUUUGUACAAGAUACACUGGAGAACAAAGGGAACUCAAGGUUUUUCCAUAUCCCGUGUCAUCUAUGACACUGCCUGUCCCAGCUCCCAUCGCUUCCUGCAUAACCGGACAGGGUGAGCGUAUGGUAUAGGGUGUGACCCGGGGAUUUUUUUUUUUUCUGUACAAAUUUGUUUAAAAAACAAACAAGCAAAAAAAAAACCUCAUUGGAUUACCUUGCAGUGGCGUGUGUUGAUUCUUUUUUAGACUGAUUUCAUGCAGCAUUGUGCAAUUUAAGUAACUUAAACAUACAAACAUAUAAAUCUCAAAUUGUG
Bubalus bubalis (water buffalo) is the source of this 3758-nucleotide messenger RNA. It is a transcript of the gene AKAP1, whose product is annotated as A-kinase anchoring protein 1. The transcript is spliced from 11 exons. The coding region runs from base 206 to 2755 and encodes 849 amino acids. NCBI's taxonomy places the organism in Eukaryota, Metazoa, Chordata, Mammalia, Artiodactyla, Bovidae. Gene Ontology annotation, molecular function: RNA binding. The record is from RefSeq and is a predicted model, not a curated record.